Magallana angulata is the source of this 699-nucleotide messenger RNA. Its product is annotated as perlucin-like protein. Gene Ontology annotation, molecular function: carbohydrate binding. Gene Ontology annotation, cellular component: external side of plasma membrane. Lineage: Eukaryota; Metazoa; Mollusca; Bivalvia; Ostreida; Ostreidae. The coding region runs from base 98 to 601 and encodes 167 amino acids. The transcript is spliced from 5 exons. The record is from RefSeq and is a predicted model, not a curated record. Gene Ontology annotation, biological process: biological process involved in interspecies interaction between organisms.
CAUUUAUCGUGACAUAUAUAUAUAUAAAGACCGUGCACAAACCUUAUCUCCUAUCGGGCCCUGUGAUCUCAUUAAGGACAGCGAUUGUGACUGUAACAUGCUUCGUCUGUUGGCAUUCUGUGGCGUUAUCGCUACUGGAUUGGGCGGUACGUGUAACACUCCCUGGGUGAACCAUGCUGAUUCUUGUUACCUCUUUGUCACCCACCUCAAAGAAAACUGGAGUGAGGCAGUGUCGAUGUGUACUGAGUUAGGCGGUUAUCUGGUUGAGAUCGAGUCUGCACAAGAGCAACAGUUCCUGAUGAACUACGCCACACACCAACUACAUAUUCCACAAGGCGGUAGGUAUGGUAACGGCAGCUUUUGGAUUGGAGGAACGGACAUGUUAGUGGAAGGAAACUGGUUCUGGCUUUCAACAAAACAGAACUUCCUCUACACCGACUGGUACGCCGACACCAAGGAACCGAAUGGCGGAAUCAAUGAAAACUGCGCCCACCUCGGAUCUCACGUACAAUUCCAUUGGAAUGACGCAGAAUGCCACCUGUUGUAUAAUUUCAUCUGCGAAUCAGAAUCAAUCGGUGGCGCAAUUGACGUUGUUGGAUAAUGUAAACACAAUUAUUUUGAAUGAUUGAUUCUCCUGCUGAUAAUUUAUACUCAUGUUGGUACACACGUCAAAAAAUAAACAGAUAAAAAACAAAUUAA